AUGAAACUUUUGUGUUUGCCCGGCGCCUAUGGCAGCAUUGAGAAAUUCAAAGUGCAGCUUGCACCUCUUGUGAAAGAGCUACAAGAGGACAAGACCGCCGAAUUCCAUUUCAUUCAAGGACCGUACGAGGUAGCGCCACCCGAAGGCUACGAGGAGUUUUUCGGAGGGGCGCCAUACUUUCGCUUCAUCGUGCCUGAGGGCGAGGAGGCUGAGAAGGUGGACGUUAUCGAGCGUAUCAGAGAUUUUCCACAGUUGGAGACACCUGAGAUGACGAUGCGCGAGCUUAUGACCUACGGUGUGGCGAGGACGGACAAGAGCGCUGCACAUACUCUCCAGUACCUGUACGACCUCAUGGAGAAGGAAGGCCCAUUUGAUGGCAUCGUGGGCUAUUCUGAAGGCGCAACGAUUGCCGGUACGCUUCUAUUGCACGAACAGCUUUUGCAAGAGAACCAUGGUCGAACACCGAUGUUCAAGUUUGCUUUGUUCUUCGGCGGCUGGCCACCCAUGAAGCCGACGCUAGACGGCAUUGUACUCGCAGAUGAGAGUGAAUUGAUGAUUGACGUUCCGACAUGCCAUAUCAUUGGCUCGCUCGAUCCUUAUCUGCACGGAAACAUGGCUCUGUACAACGUCUGCGACCCGGAUUCUGCGUACAUUUUCGAUCACGCAAAAGGGCAUACACUGCCACGAGACAAACACAUGGUCAAGGAACUGGGAGACAUUGUUAGACGUAUGAUCGAUGAGGUUAACGGUGGUGUUUCGCCGGUUUGA
Molecule: messenger RNA, 768 nt
Organism: Didymosphaeria variabile
Lineage: Eukaryota; Fungi; Ascomycota; Dothideomycetes; Pleosporales; Didymosphaeriaceae
Exons: 3
Coding region: 1-768 (255 amino acids)
Cellular component (GO): cytoplasm; nucleus
Source: RefSeq, a predicted model, not a curated record